UCGUUCACUCUCGUAGACAUCACCUCUUGGUCAUUUAGACAGAGACACGUAGUCUCUGCAUCGCAUUGACGUGCCUGGUGUCUCAAUCAACCUUUGUCCACUUUGCCCCUCCAAUCAUCAGACACCCGUCAACACCGGAGACUACAAUAGUCUGCGAACAUCUACAGCAGACUGACCACCUCACUCCAACACCACAACACGCACACCUCCUCCAAACCUAUACAAAGACCACAACCAGAACCAAAGACCAAGACCAGCAACAAUGCUAUCAACUCUCCUCGCAGCCCUCUGUCCGUGCUCCUGCUCCUGCACCAGCCCGACACCUCCCCCACCACCAAACACCACAACCACAACCACUUACAACAACCACCACCACCACCACCCCAACAGCAUCCAAUACCAACCCCCCCUAGAACCCACCCUCACCCUCCCAGCCUACACCCCGCACCCCAACACCGAAACCCUAAACGAAAAGACCCUCGCCCUGCACCUCCGCGACCCGCCCAUCUCCUCAUCCUCCUACAACAACAACAAUUCCUUCCCCCUCGACGAAAAACACCCCUACACCACUACUACUACAACCACGACACCUACCUCAUCCACACCACCCGACGGUAUAUAUAUAAGCAACAACGCAACAACAGCAGACGACGCCUCCUCACAAAUCUCCUUCCCUAGCACAACCCACAGCUACGGAAACACCUCUACCGCGACGAGGGAGACGCCGCCCCCGCCGUAUUCGCCGACAUGGAGGGGUCACGCGGAGGGGGAGGUCGAGGGGGUGAUUUCGCCGGUGCCAUCGUUGAGUUUUUCGGGUGAUGGGGAGAGUAUUAUGGGUUUGGGUAUGGCGUUAGGGAUGGAGAUUUGGGGAGGGGUAAUUUUUUUUGUUUCAUUGUGUUAUCUGGAGGAAUGGUUAAACUUGGCUUUGCUUGGGAUGGAGUUGGUAUUGGGAUGUAUAUACGCCUUAUGAGGCUUAAUGUGGUGUGAUAUUUAAUAUACACGUAUAUGCAAUAUCAAAGGCUAGUAUCGAUAGUCAAGUAUAAUUUCCUGCCAUCUAACUAUCUCA
Aspergillus vadensis CBS 113365 is the source of this 1066-nucleotide messenger RNA. RefSeq lists its product as uncharacterized. The record is from RefSeq and is a predicted model, not a curated record. The transcript has 3 exons. Lineage: Eukaryota; Fungi; Ascomycota; Eurotiomycetes; Eurotiales; Aspergillaceae. The coding region runs from base 263 to 970 and encodes 235 amino acids.